Molecule: messenger RNA, 417 nt
Organism: Camellia sinensis
Lineage: Eukaryota; Viridiplantae; Streptophyta; Magnoliopsida; Ericales; Theaceae
Source: RefSeq, a predicted model, not a curated record
AUGAUGGAAACCCAUCUUCAGAUAGCAACCUCUGACACCAAUCGAAUCACUGUUGCCUUCAACAAUGGCAUUCUCUACAUUUGCCAACCCAAGCUCAUCACUUCCACCUCUGAACACCAAUCUCAAACCACUCCCACUCCUCUACCUCUGCUACAACCUCAAAAGAGCAACGUGAAAACUCCGAAGAAGUCAAUGGAGUCACUACCGUCACAGCCUCAGAAGAGCGAUAUUCGAGGCAACGAUGAGUCAAAGCAGAUGGAUGCGAGAAAUGAGAUUUCAGAGAGGAAAAAGGUAGUGGUGAAGGAGAAAGGCGCUGAUGUGGUGGCCAGAGAUGGAAAGAGAAGAAGUGAUGAACGUGUAAAUGGAGAUUCUGAAGGACCCCAACUUAUCGAAGGAGUUCUGGAGAUUAAAAAUUAA